This is a messenger RNA of Nerophis lumbriciformis (worm pipefish), 937 nucleotides long. RefSeq names its product proteasome (prosome, macropain) assembly chaperone 2 (gene psmg2). NCBI's taxonomy places the organism in Eukaryota, Metazoa, Chordata, Actinopteri, Syngnathiformes, Syngnathidae. The record is from RefSeq and is a predicted model, not a curated record. Gene Ontology annotation, biological process: proteasome assembly. Gene Ontology annotation, cellular component: nucleus; cytosol.
AAUUUAAUAGGACCCCAGCGCCUGCAUGAAAACAGAAGAGAAACUUCUGAAAUUGUAACGUUUAAUAACUAAAUAAAUCAUGUUUAUUUCUUCACAAAGUUCCGCACCUGUAUUUAAAGAUGUGACGCUCAUAAUGCCAGCAGUGGCUGUAGGUAAUGUGGGCCAGCUGGCGGUGGACCUCAUCAUUUCAACCUUAAAUUUACGCCGAGUGGGUUACCUCCACACAGACUGCCUCAUUCCCAUGGCGGGCAAUAACCCGUUCGCCACCUGCAAGGACCCAGAGGAGCUGCACACAGCUGCAGAAGUUUACACUGCAUCCGAUCUCAAACUGGCCAUUCUUCAGAUUAGGGCCCCGAUUGUGAUGGCAAAAUCCAAGAAGUUUCGUCAGCUGCUACUGUCAUGGAUCAAAACUAGUGGUUUCUCCAGGACGAUUGUUCUGUCCAGCAGCCAUGAAUACCAGAGGGAUGACCAGCAGCUGCAAGGAACUCCUUUGAGGUACUUGAUCACACCGAGCCUCAUGAAAGAGUGUGCAGAUGCCCUGAAGGAGCUGGGCUGGAGGGAGAUGGAGAGGGUGCCAGGUAGUCAAGGUUGUUCAGACGCCAAGACGGCGCCCCGACUUUUCAUCCCCGGUGGGGGUAUCACCAAAGGGCUUUACACAGACAGUUGCGCUAAGGAAUUCCCGCUGGCCGUGCUGCUCAUCUUCUGCUCGGAGGGAGACAACAUACCCGAUGCCUUCACGCUCCUCAAUCACCUCAACGACUGGCUUCACCUGCUGGACAGCCCUAAGCAAGACGCCAAUAAAUGGAAGAUCCCAGCAUCCUGGAGUCUCCUCUUUGGGGGUGGCAUUCCCCCAGCACUCUUCUGAAAAAUCUUAAGACAUAACCCGCCGCUUUGUCAUUGAAACAUAAUGACAUACAGGAACUGACUACUUCUGCAA